This is a messenger RNA of Staurois parvus, 309 nucleotides long. The record is from the annotation of a GenBank genome assembly. NCBI's taxonomy places the organism in Eukaryota, Metazoa, Chordata, Amphibia, Anura, Ranidae.
CUAACUGCCACUGAUACUGCUGGUGACACUAAUACAGUGAGCAGUGCUAAUAAAAAAGCACUGACACUGUACUAAUGACACUGGGCAGGAAGGGGUUAAUAUCUGGGGCUAUCAGAGGGUUAACUGUGUGCUGUUUUACUAUGUAAGCAUGCUGCUUUGUAUUGCUCUGCUAUGCAGAGCAAUACAAGCAGCAUGCUGGUGCUUACAGGGGAGAGACCUGUACUGUUUACAUACAGACCUCUCCCCUGUCAGUGCUGGCGGGGAAUCUCCAGCCGGGACUCGGUGAUCAACAGCUGUAGACACCAAUGG